Messenger RNA from Myotis daubentonii (Daubenton's bat), 7651 nucleotides. RefSeq names its product solute carrier family 12 member 6 (gene SLC12A6). Lineage: Eukaryota; Metazoa; Chordata; Mammalia; Chiroptera; Vespertilionidae. Gene Ontology annotation, molecular function: potassium:chloride symporter activity. Gene Ontology annotation, biological process: chemical synaptic transmission; chloride transmembrane transport; potassium ion homeostasis. The record is from RefSeq and is a predicted model, not a curated record. Gene Ontology annotation, cellular component: plasma membrane.
CAGUUAACCUCGAAUGAGGAACAAGCGGGGAGGGAAGGGAGGGGCUGCGGCGGCGUUAGCACAGCCCGCCGAACCCGGGGCCGGGAGCGGCGAGGUCACGUAACCGCUGCUCUGGCGACCGGCCGGCCCUCCUGGCAGCCCGAGCCCGCCUGGCCGCGCUGCGGCUCCGAAACAGUUACCGGCUCGUAAACAACAGCUGCGCGCGCACCCGCAUCAGCUGGCGCCGGGAUCCCACACCUGCGACCUCCGCGCGUCAUCGCCGCCCCCUCCUGCACUGCCAGCCAGGACCAGCCUUCGAGGCUGUCUCCUCUUUUGCUAGGACUCGACCUGCGCCAGGGACCUGGUAGGGGCGAAAGCGUCUCCUGGCGAAGGGUUGGCCUGUCCUGUCACACGCAGGAGAAACGUAGCGAACGGACCUUGGGCUCGAUGGACUAGCAGCGACUGGCCACGACCCUGAGCUGCCGUCCGAGGUGUCCGCUAGCUUCUCUUCCCACAUCCCAGGGACCUUUCUGCCAGAAGAGCGGGUGGGCCGCCCCCGCAGACCUCUGAGAGGCAGGAAUCCGCUCUGCCCCAGCAUCCUCCUCUGCUCACCCUUCUCUCCGCAUUCUCCUCCGUCCUCGUGUGGGAUAUCUUUCCCGUUAUGCAUGCGCACCUCUCCCACCAGACCCAACUGGAUUAUCGGCCUCAAAAACCUCGGGUGGCUCUACUGCACACACCUCCUCCCAGCCAGACCUGUGGGGUAUUCACCUGAUAGACAACAGGUGGCCCGUACCGUUUUUUUCAAUCUCUCUGCUGUAUCUGCAUCAUCAGGGUGGACCUGUGUGCACUUGGCUCAACUAAAUCCGUGAGACAUUUACCAGAUAAAGGACUAACAACCUUGGCCGACACCUGGGGGUCGGAGGAAGCAAGGCUUCGCCUGCUUCUCUCAGAUCAUGGCACUGAGCCCGCAGCCCUGGAUCAGGAGACAUAGCUAGCUAGCUCUUCAUUCUGAAGGAACGAAGUUACACGAGAUUGGCAUCGUUUUGUCUUUUUUUUUUCUUAAAUAUUUUUCAGCUACUCGUAGUGCACUUUCUAGGACAGUCUGCUUGAAUUCUGAGUAUAAAGAUUCUUAUUUGGGGCUCUGUGUGAUGUAAAUCAAGGUAAUUGGUGUGGUGUGUGUUUUUUUUUUAAGUUAUCCUAUUUUUGCCAUCAAAAGCAGCUAGCGUUGGAGGAAGGAUUUUGCGGGUUUUUCCCUUGUGCCCUUUUAAAGGAAAAGAAAAAGAAAAAUGCAUCCUCCAGAAACCACCACCAAGAUGGCUUCAGUUCGGUUCAUGGUGACACCAACAAAGAUUGAUGAUAUUCCAGGUUUGUCAGACACCAGCCCAGACCUCAGCUCCAGAUCCAGUUCCCGAGUAAGAUUUAGCUCCCGGGAGAGUAUGCCUGAAACGAGCCGUAGUGAGCCUAUGAGUGAGAUGUCUGGAGCCACCACUUCACUGGCAACUUUGGCACAGGAUCCAGCCAGUGACCGGACUUCUAACCCCCAGGAUGUUACUGAGGAGCCAAGUCAGAACUCCAUCACAGGGGAACACAGCCAGCUGUUAGAUGAUGGCCGUAAGAAAGCUCGAAAUGCUUAUCUCAAUAAUUCCAAUUAUGAAGAAGGAGAUGAAUAUUUUGAUAAAAACUUGGCACUCUUUGAGGAAGAAAUGGACACCAGACCAAAGGUGUCUUCUCUCCUCAACCGCAUGGCUAAUUACACUAAUCUGACUCAAGGAGCAAAGGAACAUGAAGAGGCAGAGAACAUCACUGAAGGGAAAAAGAAGCCCACCAAGACCCCCCAAAUGGGUACCUUCAUGGGUGUCUACCUCCCAUGUCUACAAAAUAUUUUUGGAGUGAUCCUGUUUCUACGCCUUACGUGGGUGGUGGGCACAGCUGGAGUUCUUCAGGCCUUUGCAAUUGUCCUUAUUUGUUGCUGCUGUACAAUAUUGACUGCUAUCUCUAUGAGUGCCAUUGCAACUAAUGGAGUGGUGCCAGCUGGGGGCUCAUACUUCAUGAUUUCCCGGGCACUGGGCCCAGAGUUUGGUGGAGCUGUUGGCCUCUGCUUCUAUCUUGGAACCACAUUUGCAGCAGCCAUGUAUAUCCUUGGUGCCAUUGAAAUUUUUCUGGUAUACAUUGUCCCCCGGGCUGCCAUCUUCCGUAGCGAUGAUGUACUCAAGGAAUCAGCAGCCAUGCUAAAUAACAUGCGUGUCUAUGGCACAGCCUUCUUAGUGCUCAUGGUAUUGGUGGUCUUCAUCGGCGUGCGCUACGUGAACAAGUUCGCCUCACUUUUUUUGGCCUGUGUCAUUGUGUCCAUCUUGGCUAUCUACGCAGGAGCCAUCAAGUCGUCUUUUGCCCCUCCACACUUCCCGGUCUGCAUGCUGGGUAACCGCACCCUUUCAUCAAGACACUUCGACACUUGCUCUAAGACCAAGGAGAUGAACAACAUGACAGUACCGUCAAAGUUAUGGGGCUUCUUCUGCAACUCAAGUCAGUUUUUCAAUGCCACCUGUGACGAAUACUUUAUUCACAAUAAUGUCACGUCAAUCCAGGGCAUUCCUGGAUUGGCUAGUGGUGUCAUUAAAGAGAAUCUCUGGAGUAAUUAUCUACUAAAGGGUGAGAUCAUUGAAAAGCCCUCUGCCAAAUCUGCUGACGUCUUAGGCAACUUAAACCAUGAGUAUGUCCUCGUUGACAUUACCACCUCCUUUACUCUUCUGGUGGGGAUCUUCUUUCCCUCUGUCACAGGUAUCAUGGCUGGAUCAAACAGAUCUGGAGAUCUAAAAGAUGCUCAAAAGUCUAUUCCCAUUGGCACUAUCCUCGCCAUCCUGACCACCUCCUUUGUCUAUUUAAGCAAUGUUGUCCUUUUUGGUGCAUGUAUUGAAGGCAUUGUUCUCAGAGACAAGUUUGGGGAUGCUGUGAAAGGGAAUCUGGUGGUAGGUAUCUUAUCGUGGCCAUCCCCGUGGGUCAUCGUUAUUGGCUCCUUCUUCUCGACAUGCGGGGCUGGACUUCAGAGUCUCACAGGGGCCCCGCGGCUGCUCCAGGCUAUCGCGAAGGAUAACAUCAUACCCUUUCUGAGGGUUUUUGGUCACAGCAAAGCCAAUGGGGAGCCUACCUGGGCUUUACUUCUGACUGCUGUCAUUGCAGAGCUGGGAAUCCUUAUCGCUUCUCUGGAUCUUGUGGCCCCAAUUCUUUCCAUGUUUUUUCUCAUGUGUUACCUCUUUGUGAAUUUGGCAUGUGCCUUGCAAACAUUACUUCGAACACCCAAUUGGAGACCCCGAUUCCGCUACUACCACUGGACCCUCUCUUUUAUGGGAAUGAGUAUCUGUCUGGCUCUGAUGUUCAUUUCAUCCUGGUAUUAUGCCAUCGUAGCUAUUGUAAUAGCUGGUAUGAUCUAUAAGUACAUUGAGUACCAAGGAGCUGAGAAAGAAUGGGGUGAUGGUAUCCGUGGGCUAUCCCUCAGUGCAGCCCGGUUUGCUUUGCUUCGGCUGGAGGAAGGACCUCCUCACACGAAAAACUGGAGGCCUCAGUUGCUCGUAUUGCUGAAACUAGAUGAAGAUUUACACGUCAAACAUCCUCGCCUCCUCACCUUUGCUUCCCAGCUUAAAGCAGGAAAGGGCCUCACUAUUGUGGGCUCUGUCAUUGUGGGGAACUUCCUGGAGAACUAUGGUGAAGCUUUAGCUGCUGAACAGACCAUAAAGCACCUAAUGGAGGCAGAGAAGGUGAAAGGAUUCUGCCAGCUGGUGGUGGCUGCCAAGCUGAAAGAGGGUAUUUCCCACCUCAUCCAGUCUUGUGGCCUUGGAGGCAUGAAGCACAAUACAGUGGUGAUGGGAUGGCCUCAUGGCUGGCGCCAGAGCGAAGAUUCUCGAUCUUGGAAGACUUUUAUUGGCACAGUUCGAGUGACAACUGCUGCCCAUCUGGCCCUGCUAGUGGCGAAAAACAUCUCGUUCUUUCCCAGCAACGUGGAGCAAUUUUCUGAGGGCAACAUUGACGUGUGGUGGAUUGUGCAUGAUGGGGGGAUGCUCAUGCUGUUACCAUUCCUACUUAAACAGUACAAGGUAUGGCGCAAAUGCAACAUACGGAUCUUCACAGUAGCCCAGCUAGAGGACAACAGUAUUCAGAUGAAGAAGGACCUGGCCACCUUCCUGUAUCACCUGCGCAUUGAGGCAGAGGUGGAAGUGGUGGAGAUGCACGACAGUGACAUAUCAGCUUACACUUAUGAACGCACUCUGAUGAUGGAGCAAAGGUCCCAGAUGCUCCGGCACAUGCGACUCUCCAAAACAGAGCGGGACAGAGAGGCACAGUUGGUGAAAGACCGGAAUUCAAUGCUACGACUGACCAGCAUUGGCUCUGAUGAGGAUGAAGAGACAGAAACCUAUCAGGAGAAGGUGCACAUGACUUGGACGAAAGACAAGUACAUGGCAUCCCGGGGGCAAAGGGCCAAGUCAAUGGAAGGAUUCCAGGACCUGCUUAACAUGCGUCCGGACCAGUCCAAUGUGAGGCGGAUGCAUACAGCAGUGAAGCUCAAUGAGGUCAUAGUUAACAAGUCCCAUGAAGCAAAGUUGGUUUUGUUGAAUAUGCCAGGGCCACCCCGAAACCCUGAGGGUGAUGAAAACUACAUGGAGUUCCUGGAAGUGCUCACCGAGGGACUAGAGCGAGUCCUCCUUGUCCGAGGUGGUGGCAGUGAAGUGAUCACCAUUUAUUCGUAAUUUCCUCCCGAAUGACUCUGCUUGGCUUCAUGUUUCCCAAAAGGCUUCCAUCCUCCAUGAGUGCCAGCUCUUUACUACCAGUCCCACUAACUAGAGGCCUGUGUCCUAUACACAUCAUCUGAGUGAAUUCUUGACAAGCUGAGCCUCAAGUACUUGUGCAAAAACGUCACAGUUCUGCUUUUUGCUCUCAUAUCAUCUGCCCCCCUUACAGAAGCAAAUAUUCCCUCAACAUUAGAAAAAUGGUCAAUUACUAAAGCCAUGUCUGUACCAGCUGAAGGCAAGUUAGAAUUAACAAGCUAACCAAUAAAAUGAGUUGUCAGAAGGCAUACCAGAAAUUCAACUGAAGACAAAAAGCAAGUACAUAUCCAGCAUUAAAGAUUGAGUCUCGGAAGUCAUGGUUCAACAGAGAAAAAACAUCAUCAUUCUAAGGCAUUCAUGGCCAAGUGUAUGGGGACCUAACAUCCUGGUGAAGAUGACCUAUGGCAAACCAAGAUGAAAACCUUUUUAAGCUAAUUUUCUUGAGUGUAUCCACUGCUUUGCAGGACUCUAAUUUUAAAUUAGGGUACUGAUAUACAAAAUCUGAAAUAUGGCUGCAGCUUCUACUUCGUCCUCCAAAACAAGAUUUCCCCCAAAAAGCAGUGUAUGUACACAUACUGGGUUGUUGUAUAUUUCAGCUUUUGGUUUUCAAACCCCUUAAUCUCUGUGAUUAAGAUUGUAAUGUAGGCAGUGUUAACAUGGAAAUUUUUAAACAGUAGAGUAAAAAUUAUUUCUUUCAGGUACUUUUCAAAUGGCCAAAUUAAGGAAAUUCUAAGAUAGCUAUUAAGAAUUACUGGAAUAUAAUCUGGUUAUCUGUGUGAAAAGGGCAAAACAUACAAGCUGUUUUCUAAGAAAUAUAAUGUACACUGACCAAUAGGUUCACCUUUCCUUCUCUCUUUUAUGUCCUCUGGGUUAGUAGACACAGGUCAAAAAUCACAGGAACAAACACUAGGAAGCCUGGCUAAAAUUCUUUCCUAAAAGGUUUCUAUCUUUCCAAGGGGAAAUCCAGCAAUGGAAUUUGAAGUUCUAGAGCCGUAUUCCUUCAGUAGUGCCAAAGUUAUUAAGAUGCUGCUACUCGCUUACCUACUUCACUAAGGUGGCAUACAAAUGGCAUUGGCCUAUUCAAGUAACUUCUUUCACUAAGAAACCUGUGGACUCAUUUCUAAAGCCAUAGUGAAGACUUGAGGCACUCGCCUAAAUGCCAAGUAUGCCCAUUUUCCUUUCCAUUUUAAUUCUGCAUUCUGACUGCAGAAACUUGGCUCUAAACUAGGAGACUGUCCAAGCCAACAGUCUUCUGCUAUUUCAGUUUUGCUUUAGAACUUUAAGUAUGUUACGGAAAUACUUAUGCAAGCUUAGCUUAUUUGCUAAUUUAUUGAUCACAAAAACACCUGUUUUCCAAGCAUAAUGAAAUUAUUCUGUGUGACUAAAUGGUAAUUUCAAAUAUAUGUAGAUGGGUUAUUUAGAAAAACUAUUUGCCUAUAUUUUUGGCUUUACAGUUUCACUUUACUGAUCAAUAGUGGCACUUUUUCGAUUACCCAUUAGGAUAUGGAGCAAGCUGACCUAGGUACCAGCAGACUAUUCAUUUGACCUUUACAGAGAAAACCCUUCAAUAUGACUUAAGAAAUUGAGUCAUUUCAAUGUAUUCCUUUUACUUUUCUUUCAACCUUCAGGCCGUCAUGGUAGCAAAGCAGACAGAAUUUUGUCUUUUAUUCUGCUCCUUCCUACAGAGGAUAGAAGCAUUAUUUACUGCUUCCAUUGCAACACUCCAUUGUUUAGUUGAGUCCAGCAGUAGGACAGGUUCCCCAGGAUUCAAAAUAUUGAAGAUCCAUGCUCUAAAAGUCUGCCUGCCCAGGAAUUCCUCUACAUUUACACAUACCUUCUGGCUAAAGUGAUAUUUAUAUGUAUUUCCAUAUGGGGAAAAAUAUUGGUGGAAUUAAGGUUAGUUUUAAAAGCAUUUUGUGGUUAGAGCUCUAUAAGAUUCUUUUAAAGGGAUAAGGGAAUUCAUGGCUAUUAAUAUAGCCACUACUUCAGCCCCUAAAUACAAAAUCAUUGUUACGUGGGAAAAUGGUUAUUAGGCCAGAUUUAAACUCAUCUCUACCUAGAGCAUUUCAUGUCUCUGUGUUGCUUAUGUUGUUUGUCUACAAAGUAUCUUGUCUCCUUUAAUCACUGCAAAUAAAGCAAUACGGAAAACUUAAUGAGAAUGCACCUUAGGGGAAGGGGUUUUGUGUUUCAAGAAGGAAGAGAAAGAAAAGACCUCCUCCUGCCUUUUGAAUAAGAUCCAACUUUUAAGUCUUAGCUAUGACUUUACCAGGGCAGGUUAUGAUAACAUACAUUUUCCAAUUACUGGCCCUCUGCCUUCUAUAGCUUUCUUAAAAGCUGAAGUUUGAACUGCAGCAUCUGUUUGACAGGUACCAGGUUCCUCUUGGCAGGGGAAAGAUGCCUACUUUGUACCUUCCAUUGCCUCAGAUUCCUGUGGCCCCAAUGAUUCCUCCAAUCCUCAUUCCCCCUAAAUGUAUUAAAAAUCCGUUGUGGAUAUUAAAGUAGCAACUUACUGUAAUUAUAUUUAUGUGCUUUUUGUCUGGUUUAUUUUUCUUUUCAUCAUGUAUAAUCAGAAUCCAGCAUUAGUUUCUCACACCUUCCACAAGUGUCUCCAACAGAAGUUUUAUGUCCGAGCUUAUGUUAAAUAGAAGUGAAAUAUUAAGGAAAACAGAUUUAAGGGAAACCUAUAUAAUAUUUUUAAAGCACUGUUCUUGACCAUUUAAUUUAUUGAAAGGAGAUGCUGCUGUGGUUCUUGGUUUAGCAGCAACUAUUCUUUUGUUUACAUAGUUACGGUUUUAUUUGUUGUUUUGCUCUAUACUGAAAACAUAAAUAAAGUUUUCUACAUUAUUUUCAGUCAA